UCUGUGUGUAGGGUGGGGCCCGCUAGGCGGCGGAGCGGAUAGAGCUGGUGAUGACUAUAAAAACACCUCGAUGAUGGGAGUUGAACACAAAUUUCUGGGAUUUCGAAACGAUCCGAUUGGCGACGAAGAACCAUCAUCGAUAUUCUUCUUCUUAUCAUUAGAACUCGAGAAAAGGAUUUCUGUAAUCUAUCAAUGGCCGACUCUUCUUCAUUGAUUGAUCCUGAGCUUGUAAUUUCUCACAAGUUCCCUGAGACGACGUACACUUAUACUGAAAGAGAUGCAGCACUCUAUGCUCUUGGUGUUGGAGCAUGUGGAAGGGAUGCCUUGGAUAAAUAUGAGCUCAAAUAUGUUUACCAUGAAGAUGGCCAGCAAUCCAUCCAGGUCCUGCCAACUUUUGGUGUUUUAUUUGCUGUUGGAUUUCUUUCACAUCUUUCUCAUGUACCAGGGUUGCAACACGACCCGCGUCUUUUAUUACAUGGACAGCAAUACAUAGAAAUCUACAAGCCAUUUCCUUCUAGUGGUUGUAUGCAAAAUAAAGCAAGCAUCUCCGGAUUGCAUGAUAAAGGUAAAGCAGCAAUUCUUGAGGUAGAAGUCAUAAGUUAUGAGAAAGAGUCCAGUGAACCAAUCUGCUUGAACAGAAUGACUGUCUAUCUGAGGGGUGCUGGUGGCUUUUCAAAAUCAUCUCACCCAUACUCCUAUAGCAAGAAUUCAGCAAGCCAGAAUUUAGCUGCUAAAAUUCCAAAUAGGCAACCAUUUGCAGUUUAUGAGGAAUGCACUCAACCAUCUCAGGCAUUGCUGUAUAGGCUAUCCGGUGACUAUAAUCCAUUGCAUUCAGAUCCUAAGGUUGCAGAAAUUGCAGGAUUUUCUCGCCCGAUACAGCAUGGGUUGUGCACAAUGGGCUUUGCGGUCAGGGCUAUCAUCAAGUGUAUCUGCGGGGGAGACCCAAACAUGAUCAAAAACAUCUCGGGACGAUUUCUUUUACAUGUCUACCCUGGUGAAACCUUGAUCAUGGAGAUGUGGCUUGAAGGCUUGAGGGUUGUAUAUCAGGUAAAGGUAAAAGAACGGAACAAGGCAGUGCUUUCUGGCGUCAUUGAUCUCACUCAUUUGACUUCGUCUCUGUAAAUUCUCACGGUGCGUAUCAUCCAAAAUAUAAAAAGUUUAUGUACUAUAUGAAUAACUGUUUUUAGGGUUGUGGUUUGUUGAGAGAAUCAUCCCCAAUAUGUUUCAAUAAAUUAUAGUGGUGUAUCUACUUUGUGAAAUCUGUUUGGCUUAUUCAUGGAUGAAUUUAAUCCCAGUGCACAUUUUGUAAUUUUUGAUUUAAUUUGAAAAGAAAAUGCCGGUGAAUUGGUGUUUA
Molecule: messenger RNA, 1354 nt
Organism: Camellia sinensis
Lineage: Eukaryota; Viridiplantae; Streptophyta; Magnoliopsida; Ericales; Theaceae
Product: enoyl-CoA hydratase 2, peroxisomal
Biological process (GO): fatty acid beta-oxidation
Cellular component (GO): peroxisome
Molecular function (GO): 17-beta-hydroxysteroid dehydrogenase (NAD+) activity; enoyl-CoA hydratase activity; (3S)-3-hydroxyacyl-CoA dehydrogenase (NAD+) activity
Source: RefSeq, a predicted model, not a curated record